AUAUAUUUAUUCCUUAUUCCCAUAUAUAAAUCUUGGUUAUAUUCGUAUGCACUUUCGAGGAAGUACUGAUUGACGUUUCAACCCUCGCCGAAUACCCGAAGGCGCUUGUACUCAUUAGCGCCUUCACUUGCGUAUAUAACAUCCCCCUCGGUCGUUUUCCCUGAUUCACGACCACGACCUGACGGUACUAGCAAAACUUAUGCGAGUAGCUUGAACCCCGUGAUACAAUUCUUAGGGUUAGGCAUUGUAUUUUCAGCUGAACCUUUAAAAAAGCCUUGGGUUGAUUUAAAUAUGAGCUGUUCUUCGACGAACACAUCGUGGUUUAUUUCUUAUCUGGCUCCCUGAAAUACUUGAAAUAUUGAAAUAUUUUUUGCCCACCACUUUCAUAACUAUAUCCACAAUGGGUCACUCCAGGUGUAUCUCGACUUACGACGACGAUUUCGAAUUCGACGACGCUUACUUUAGGCAAUUCUACAAGCCAUUGUCUAACCUCCCCACACCGCCGCCCUCCUCCAAAAACUCAUCUGCAGCUCAAAGUCCUCGAAUUUUGGCUGAAGAUGUCGAAAGUGCUAACUCUGAGUACCUUGGCCCCGCUGCUCACCUAGCUAGAAUGCUACCACCAGGAGCUUCAUUUAUGACGCCGUCUAUCCCUAUGGUGCAGGGAAUCUUAGCACGUGCGAACCUGCCAAUGGACAUCAUUGCCCUGGCGGUCUGCAUUUUGGACUCCUUGAAUGCCAGAUUUUCUCGAAGCUGGCGAAUCUCCUUCCCCCUGAAUAAGCAUGCCGACCUGCCGAAGCGCCACACGCUCCCUUCUGGAGCUGUUCAAGCCCUGCACAUAGACAGCGUGUUCCCCGAGAUCAUCAUCCUGACCUCGUUAAUAAUUGCCGAUAAAUUCGUAGAGGAUUUACAGGAGUCGAUUCAAUACUACAGUUCGGCGUGGGGCCGAGACGUCUGGACAUGCGAGCAGAUCAACUUCACCGAACGAUGUAUCAUGGAGAACCUAGGCUAUCGCAUUUUGCCGCUGUGGGAGGAAAAGUCUAUCAAGCAAGCGAGGCACGAUAUCGAGAUGGCCAGAAGGGAAUUGCUUGAGGAGGGCGUGGAAUUCGUGUGCCACGAGAACCAGCCGAAACACACGAAGACGAUGAGCUCAGGCCAGGCUGUGAUAGGCCUGGGCCUGCAACUUACCCCUACCAAGACUCCCAAUUCAGAAUCCAUCACCCCGUUCAGUCCAGUUCAAACCCUCGACCAAGCCACUAAGAACGCAUUCAGCGUUACGGACCUGCCAAGCGAUUACCUGUGUCUCCCCUCAGCGUCUCUUCCUCGGUGAAACCAGGAUUUUUAAUUUUUGCAAAAACCAAGCAAUUGCUUUUUUUAUCAUCUGCAUAGCAUGUUAUAUGGAUUGGGGGGGCCUUGCGUGAAACCAGGGUUUUUGUGGUUUCAUUCGGCAUCAAAAAGAAAAGACAAUUUUGCAUUGAAUUUUUACACAACAUUUUUUUUUUUGGCAAUCCUAGUU
Molecule: messenger RNA, 1513 nt
Organism: Hypoxylon fragiforme
Lineage: Eukaryota; Fungi; Ascomycota; Sordariomycetes; Xylariales; Hypoxylaceae
Exons: 2
Coding region: 401-1327 (308 amino acids)
Source: RefSeq, a predicted model, not a curated record